Molecule: messenger RNA, 1332 nt
Organism: Candidozyma duobushaemuli
Lineage: Eukaryota; Fungi; Ascomycota; Pichiomycetes; Serinales; Metschnikowiaceae
Exons: 1
Coding region: 1-1332 (443 amino acids)
Molecular function (GO): oxidoreductase activity, acting on the CH-CH group of donors; flavin adenine dinucleotide binding
Source: RefSeq, a predicted model, not a curated record
AUGUCCAUCAAAGAAGACAUCCCCGCCAUCUUUCUCGCUCAAUUGAGCCCUCGUGGUUUGGAGGCCAUCCAGAAAACCAAGGACUUUGUCAACGACUACUGCAUUCCCGCAGACAAGGUCUACUAUGAACAGCUUUCCGAGGAUCCUGCUAAGAGAUGGGCUCUGACUCCUGAGAUCACGGAGAAAUUGAAGAAGAAGGCCAAGGAGCUCGGACUUUGGAAUAUGUUCCUUUCGAAGCACUACGCCGAGGGCGGUGGCUACACGAACUUGGAGUAUGGCUUGAUGGCUAUGUACUUGGGUAGGGCUCAUGUUGCUCCAGAAGCCACCAACACCAAUGCUCCUGACACCGGAAACAUGGAGAUUUUGGCAAGGUACGGUACGCCUUACCAGAAGGAGAAGUGGUUGAAGCCUUUGCUCAACGGUGACAUCAGAUCGGCUUUCUUGAUGACGGAGAAGGGCACCUCUUCGUCCAAUGCAUUGAACAUUGCCACAUCGGCAAAGAAGAACGCCAGAGGAAACCUUGUUUUGAAUGGUUUCAAGUGGUUUGCCUCCGGCGCCGGUGACCCCAGAUGUGCCGUGUGGCUUGUGAUGUGCAAAACCUCUGAAGACAAGAAGACGCCAUACAACAACCACUCUGUUUUGGUCAUUGACGCAAAAAAGGCAAUUGCCACUGGAAAGGCAAAGGUCUUGAGACCAUUGAACGUUUUCGGCUACGAUGACGCCCCACACGGCCACUGUGAGGUGUUCUUCGACAACUACGAGGUUCAGGCUGAGGACAUGCAAAAUAUCUAUCUUGCCAAGGACGGCAUGGGCUUCGAAAUUAUCCAAUCAAGACUUGGACCCGGCAGAAUCCACCACUGUAUGAGGAGCAUUGGUGUCGGAGAGUUUGCUCUUGGAAGAGUCGCUCAUCGUGCUAGUAACAGACUCAUUUUUGGCAAGCCUAUGAAGGAUCGUGAGUCGUUUCAAGUGGCUUUCGCUGAAUGGAAGAUUGCCAUUGAGAGAUGCAGAUUGAUGGUCCUCAAUGCUGCUCACAAAAUUGACCUUGGAAACGCUAAGCUGGCUCAGCGGGAGAUCGCCAUGGCCAAGAUCGACACACCCAGAACAGUUCUCCAGAUUUUGGACUGGUGUAUCCAAAUGUACGGUGCUGAGGGCGUUUCCCAGGACACUGAGUUGGCUCGUAUGUAUGCCAUGAGCAGAACUCUCAGAAUUGCCGAUGGUCCCGAUGAGGCUCACUUGGGUCAAUUGGGCAGAGCUGAGGUCAAAAAGUUCCCUGCUCUUGAGAAGCUCUACCAGAGCUUUGAGACCAACGUUGCCAGAGUGGCCAAGUUGUAG